Messenger RNA from Entelurus aequoreus (snake pipefish), 1131 nucleotides. RefSeq names its product BPTI/Kunitz domain-containing protein. Bases 1 to 606 code for a protein of 201 amino acids. The record is from RefSeq and is a predicted model, not a curated record. Gene Ontology annotation, molecular function: serine-type endopeptidase inhibitor activity. The transcript has 6 exons. Lineage: Eukaryota; Metazoa; Chordata; Actinopteri; Syngnathiformes; Syngnathidae.
AUGGGGGACAGAGAAGAGGAGGGAGAUGACUUUUGUCACCUGGAGGAGGAUGAAGGUGUGGGAAGCAGCUUCAUCAUUGCGUUGCACUACAGUUCCACGGAAAACAGGUGCAAUCCCUUUAUAUACAAAGGCUCAGGGGGCAACGCCAAUCGUUUCCUAAGGGAACAAGACUGCAUGAGGAACUGCUCGGCCAUAGUAGACGGAUACUACCCCACAGACGCAACGACGACUUGUCUCUUGAAGAAGACCGAUGGUGGAUGUAGCGCCCGAUUUCUGAGAUACUACUAUGAUUCUGUUCAUGGCAAAUGCAAAAAAUUCCUCUGGACCGGGUGCCAUGGAAACGGAAAUCGAUUUUUUGACCAUGACAGCUGCAAUGCCACCUGUGCUGGUGUCCAUGAUGACCGUGAGGAAGAAGAGGAGGAUGAGCCAGACACCCCGAUUGCAAUCAUCUGCGGGGUCUUGCUUGCCGUCAUCAUUAUUUCCAUCUUCACUACGGUCAUCGUCCUGACUGUCCAGUCAAACCAGAAACAGAAGAAGACCACAGCAAGAAGUAAAGAUGGACAGCCGGAUGCUCCUCUGAGGAGCCAGAGUCUAGAAAUGGCAUAACCCUACACUUAAACCAAUUUACAUUUAUUAUACUUAAACAAUUUGAACAGUUUUUUAUACCGUAUUUUUCGGACUAUAAAGGCGCACUUAAAAUCCUUUCAUUUGCUCAAAGCUCGACAGUGCACCUUAUAACCCGGUGCGCCUAAUGUACGAAAUCAUUUUGGUUGUGCUUACCGACCUCACAGCUAUUUCGACUCAAGUAAACAGCACCAAAGUUGUAUAUGUUCCAUUGAAAAUUAUAGAACAUUACACACGGCGCUCAAAAAUCUAUCAAAAUGUUUUAGUAGGACUUUGGUAAGCUAUGAAGCCACACCGCUUGAUGGAUUGUACUGUGCUUCAACAUACCAGUAUUAUUAUGCUGUGUGUAUAAGGUAAGACAUAUUAUCUGGCGUUUUGUUUCGCAAUAUUAUGCAAAAGCAACUUUUCUGACCUUCUGGUAUCUGCUGAUCUGCAUUUGGGAUCUGCGUAAGUCCUGAAAUUUUGCGCACGUCCGCCUUUGUAGUCCGUACAGACGCCUUAGUUCAG